Messenger RNA from Cucurbitaria berberidis CBS 394.84, 4200 nucleotides. Its product is annotated as calcium transporting P-type ATPase-like protein. NCBI's taxonomy places the organism in Eukaryota, Fungi, Ascomycota, Dothideomycetes, Pleosporales, Cucurbitariaceae. Gene Ontology annotation, cellular component: intracellular membrane-bounded organelle; membrane. The transcript has a single exon. Gene Ontology annotation, molecular function: ATP hydrolysis activity; P-type calcium transporter activity; ATP binding. Gene Ontology annotation, biological process: intracellular calcium ion homeostasis; calcium ion transmembrane transport. The record is from RefSeq and is a predicted model, not a curated record. Bases 1 to 4200 code for a protein of 1399 amino acids.
AUGGCCGACGACAGGCAUACUCCCUCACCGGGCCCUUUACGACCACGGGCGCCCACCAUCACCAUCGACACAUCCGCUACCAACGACAUGAAUAUGGGAGAAUCAGUACCUCUUGGAGAAUUACAAGAUGAUAAUAAUAGGGCAUCAACACAAUCCAACGCGGAUAAUAUCUCACCGACGCAUACAAGGCAGCCGUCACAGGAGCUGCGCAAUGUGAGCUCCUUCGAUAGUAAAGAGAGUAGACCAACGAGCCCUCAUAAUGUCUCGUCGCCAGUUCAGGGAUGGAAUAACGCGGGCCUAUUGAGUGUGCCAGGUGCCCGCUCUCGAGGAAACUCGAUGGACUCUGCGACCGAGAAUGGAGAGUCUAAUUCUAGUGGUACCUAUGUCACAUCUACCAACGGCGAUCACCUCAGAGGAGAGAUGGCCCCGACUGAGAUUAUGAACGCUAAAGAUGCCUUGAAGCCCGAUCCUGGCACAGAAGCAGACUUCCAAGUCGAGAACAACAAGUUUGCUUUUACGCCUGGCCAUCUAGGAAAGCUGUACAAUCCGAAAAGUCUUAGUGCCUUUUACGCCCUCGGAGGACUUGACGGCAUUGAAAAGGGUCUUAGGACUGAUAGGAGGGCUGGUUUGAGCGUCGACGAGCAGCACCUAGACGGCGCAGUGACUUUUGAGGAAGCUACCACGGCUAGCACGACACAGACCUCCCCCAAAAUCGCAUCUAAUGGCGUUGGAACCACUGAUCCCACGCCUACCGGAGAAAACACCUUUGCGGAUCGGAAACGCGUCUACAGCGACAACAGGCUCCCUGUUCGUAAGCCCAAAAACAUCUUCCAGUUAGCAUGGAUGGCCUACAACGACAAGGUUUUGCUUUUACUGACUGCGGCGGCCAUCAUCUCACUUGCACUUGGUUUAUACCAAACUUUCGGGGUCAAACAUAAGCCUGGCGAGCCGAAAGUCGAGUGGAUUGAAGGUGUCGCCAUUAUUGUCGCCAUUGUGAUUGUCGUCGUCGUCGGUGCUGCGAAUGACUGGCAGAAAGAACGUCAGUUUGUCAAGCUUAACCGGAAGAAGGAAGACCGAACGAUCAAGGUCGUUAGGUCAGGAAAGACGCGCGAGAUUUCCGUCUAUGAUGUCUUUGUUGGCGACGUUGUCAAUCUGGAACCUGGAGACAUGAUACCUGUCGACGGUAUCCUCAUCCAAGGUCACGGUAUCAAGUGUGACGAGUCCUCGGCUACCGGUGAAUCUGACCUGCUCAAGAAGACGCCUGGAGAUGAUGCCUUCAAGGCCAUCGAGAGGCACGAUAAUCUGAAGAAAGUUGAUCCCUUCAUUCUUUCUGGUGCAAAAGUCUCGGAAGGCGUAGGAUCAUUUCUCGUCACCGCUACCGGUAUCAACUCAAGCUACGGAAAAACCAUGAUGUCUCUGCGCGAGGACAGCGAAGUCACUCCGUUGCAGUCCAAGUUGAAUGUACUCGCCACAUACAUUGCCAAACUCGGUGGAGCAGCUGCCUUGUUACUCUUCGUUGUUCUCUUCAUCGAGUUUCUCGUUGGCCUCAAGAGUAGUGGUGCUACGCCUGCGGAAAAGGGCCAGAACUUCCUUGACAUUCUCAUUGUUGCCAUUACCGUUAUUGUCGUCGCCGUUCCUGAGGGUCUACCUCUCGCUGUCACCCUCGCGUUGGCCUUCGCUACUACCCGCAUGCUCAAGGACAACAACCUAGUCCGACUGCUCCGAUCCUGCGAAACCAUGGGAAACGCAACGACCAUUUGCUCCGACAAGACGGGUACACUGACGCAAAACAAAAUGACAGUCGUUGCUGGCUCGCUUGGGACAGCCCUCCGCUUUGGAGAUCACAAGUUGAAGGCUUCUGGAGCACCUACUCCUAUAGACGACGGCAACAAGGGUCAGGAUGUUGUGGAGUCGCCCGUGGAAAACCCCAAUGACGUAUCGGCGACCGAGUUCGUGUCUACUAUCAGCAGAGAAGUCAAAGAUAUCCUAGAACAAUCCAUCAUCCAGAAUACGACUGCCUUUGAAGGCGAGACAGGAGGACCUGAUCCCUUCAUCGGCUCCAAGACCGAAACCGCCCUUCUCGGCUUUGCACGCGAUCACAUGGGCAUGGGCAGCGUUGGUCAGGAGCGCUCUAAUGCCAAUAUCGUUCAGGUGAUUCCCUUCGACUCGGCAAUCAAGUGCUCAGCAGCCGUUGCAAAACUCAAUGAUGGCCGUUACCGAAUGUACGUCAAAGGUGCUUCCGAGAUCCUUUUAGGCAAGUGCGACAAGAUUGUCACCGAUGCAGCCAAAGAGCUCAAGGAAGCCCCCAUGACUGAGGACAACCGCGAGGCGCUCGAACAAAUCAUUACUACAUACGCCUCCCGAUCACUACGCACUAUUGGUCUCAUCUACCGCGACUUCGAGAGCUGGCCACCGACCGAUUCGCGCAAGAAUGAAGAUGACCCGAGUCAAGCCAUUUUCGAAGACAUUUUCAAUAAAAUGACCUUCCUAGCUGUUGUUGGUAUUCAGGAUCCGCUACGAGACAGUGUUCGUGAAGCUGUCAAGGACUGCCAGCAUGCCGGAGUUUACGUCCGCAUGGUUACCGGUGACAACGUCAUGACAGCCAAGGCUAUUGCCGAAGACUGCGGUAUUCUUGUUCCUGGCGGUGUUGUCAUGGAAGGCCCUACCUUCCGCAAGUUGUCGAAGAGGGACAUGGAUGCCGUGAUUCCCAAGCUUUGUGUUCUUGCCCGGUCCAGUCCGGAGGAUAAGCGCAAGCUCGUCAAACGCCUCAAAGAGCUCGGCGAGACGGUUGCAGUUACCGGUGACGGCACAAACGAUGCUCCAGCACUCAAGACCGCCGAUGUCGGUUUCUCUAUGGGUAUCGCUGGUACUGAGGUUGCUAAAGAAGCAUCCGCUAUUAUCCUUAUGGACGACAACUUUGCAUCUAUUGUCAAGGCCCUUCUUUGGGGACGUGCUGUGAACGACGCUGUUAAGAAGUUCUUGCAGUUCCAAAUCACAGUAAACAUUACCGCUGUCAUGCUCACGUUCGUCUCGGCCGUCUCCAGCAAAGACCAAACCUCCGUUCUUACUGCCGUUCAGCUUCUCUGGGUCAAUCUUAUCAUGGACACGUUCGCCGCUUUGGCUCUUGCGACCGAUCCUCCUACUCGAAGCCUUCUCGAUCGAAAGCCAGAUCCCAAGUCAGCUCCUCUGAUUACGUUGAGAAUGUGGAAGAUGAUCAUCGGCCAGGCCAUCUACCAGCUUGUAGUUACCUUCAUCCUCUACUUUGCCGGCGAAUCCAUCCUAUCUUACCACAGUGACCGAGAGAAGGAGCAAUUGCCUGCUCUCGUCUUCAACACCUUUGUCUGGAUGCAGAUUUUCAACGCUCUGAACAAUCGCCGCCUCGAUAACCGCUUCAAUGUCUUCGAGGGCAUUACCCACAACUGGUUCUUCAUUGUCAUUCUGCUCAUCAUGAUUGGUGGACAGACCAUGAUUAUCUUCGUUGGUGGUGUCGCAUUCUCCGUGACCAGGCUUAACGGAGCUCAAUGGGGAUACUCGAUAGUCUUGGGUUUCCUCUCCCUCCCCGUAGGUGUGAUUGUUCGGUUGAUUCCCGACGAGCUCAUUGAGAAGUGCAUUCCCAACUUCUUCAAGCGCAAGCGCACUCCAGAAGUGGUCGUGUCCGAUGAAGAUUAUCAAUGGAAUCCGGGUAUGCUGGAAAUUCGCGACGAACUUGCCUUCCUCCGCAAAGUCCGUGGCGGCCGCCUCAGCAGCCUCAAGUUCAAAGUACAACACCCUAAAGAGAUCUUCACCAGGUCACGAUCGAGCCAUUCGCUGCCCGGCACUCCGAACAACGGCGUCCAACAAGACGAAGGUUCGCCUGCUCCUCCUACACCCAACAGCCGCCGCCGCGGAAGAUCUCGCUCCAACUCCGCCUUUGGUCCUGCAACUGUUAUGGCUGGUAUUGUUGCAGGCAGUGUAGCCGGUUGGUCGCCGAUUGACCGUGGCACUGGUGACAACGACUCCCUCAAAUUCGGUCGCAACAUUACCAAGCAAGACAUGGAAGCGCAAGAAGGUGUUGAAGUGCAUCCUGACACGAAAUCGACUGAUCAAAUCUUGGCUUCUAGUCCUCACGACUACCGCGGUCCCCCGAGCCAGAACACGGAGACCACGCCUAAUUUCGUAGUAGGACCUUUCGCCGGCGAGUCGAGCGACAAGUCAAGAUAA